Molecule: messenger RNA, 1926 nt
Organism: Helicoverpa zea (corn earworm)
Lineage: Eukaryota; Metazoa; Arthropoda; Insecta; Lepidoptera; Noctuidae
Exons: 2
Coding region: 123-1211 (362 amino acids)
Source: RefSeq, a predicted model, not a curated record
ACACUGCACAUACUCUCGCAGAUCUAGAACCUGAUUUUACCCGUGUGCUGGAAGUUGCUCCCUCGGGACCCGAGAGAAACCGUGGGGUACAGCUAGUAUAAUAAUAUUCUUUGUUACAGAUAAUGAAAUGCGCAAGACUCCAUCUUCAACAGAGAGUGAAGGGCAAGUCGAAGAAUGAGAGCCCUCUGGUUGAAAAGCCUCGCAGAUACUGCCAGAGGAAACUGGUGAAUCCCCAACAUGAGGAAGAUCCAAGAUGGGUUGAUAUUUUUGAAAGAUUCCACUGCAACAUGCGCGGAGACCGACUAACCGAUGUCAACGACAGCGUGAGAGCCCAAGAUUCAGAUGACAUGGUCCUCACAGUACAAACCCUCAAGUUCCAAGGUGAUGUCGACCAAACCACGCGACCACGAACCAGCUUCAAAUAUAAGAAGAACACAGACGUGAACAAACAUAGAAUGUUCGUCAAACAAGCGGUCAGCGAGAACGAACUGACUGAUGAUGAUAGAUCCUCACAGCUAACGUACUAUUACUUUGACGAAUACUUGAAAUAUCUAUAUAACACGGACAGGUCCAGACCCACAUCUGCAAAAUCCAGCAUAUUCUUAAAAGGCUACAGCAAAGAAAGAGAGAACAAAGCAACACAAGUCGAAAUCAUAGACGACUCAAAAAAACACCGUAAGGAACCUAAAAUUAAAACAAAUCCAAAAAAAUCACCCAAACUACAGAUGAAAGAAGAAAUUAGAGACGUCCCUGAAACUAUAGAAAACACGAAAAUUACUUAUCAAAAAACGGGGAAAAGAAAAAGUCUCACGAUAUCGCGGGCUCAAAGCCCUGAGACGGUCCAAGUAAUUAGAGUCGAUGUUGUUUGUAAUUACUCGAACUCCACAUCAGAUUAUGACGAUAAUAAAAAGGCCGAAUGUUCAACCGACAGAUCGGAAAAGUUCAGAGAAGAUUCAGUUUUGAAAAACAGUUAUUUUGCUAACAAGUACAGUAAUCAUUUUGCGACUAAAUACCUUUUGACGAAUACUGUGAAGUCGUUGGAUGAGAAUCUAUCGGGCGGAUCUAAGGUGACAUUGCUUUGCAAAACUUUUAAGCUAUCGGAUCGUAAUGUUACUGAGAAGCCGGAACAAACUCGAAAGUUUACGAGAAAAAAUAAGAAGAACAACAAAAUUAGGAGCAAUAAAAUUAAACAUCAUGAAGUGGUUUACUAAGAUUUUUAAGAAUUAUCUCGAAUUUUUAAACCUUAUUUUAUUUAGAUAGGUAAAGCGAACAACAUUUUUCAAUUUCUUCCUUCGUAAGUGUUUAAGAUUCAUGAUAACAUUCUUAGUCCUCCUCCGAAAGAGGACUAGUUUAGACUUUCUUAGUAUUUAAUGUGCAAUUGAUAAUAAAUUCGAAUUCUUAUAUAACAUAAGUGACAAUCAUUACUUCACUUACAAGGCUCUAUAACUUAUUUCGAUCCCGAGCUGCAAAACUAAUUUUGGUGAACAGUAGCGCCAUCUAGUAUUGUUUUAAGAACUUUUCAGCACUGGAUUAUUCAAGACAAGAUUUAUGAUGCAUGCUACUUAUUAGGUAGAAAAGAUUUCCUGUAAUAUUUUUAAAAUUCAUUUAUGUACAAAUAUAAAGAGAAAUGACAAGGAAUGCGUGUAUUUGGACACCCGAACUACAUCUUCGACUUGCGUUACAAUAUUUUCCUCGAACAAAGAUCUGAAAUAGGUGAUUUUAGAUAGUAUAGGUAUAUCAACAGAUUAAGCGUACCAUAGGAUAUUUGAGAAAGUAGUGGCAAAAGGACGGGAGAGGCAGAUUAACGAUUAACUGAAAAAUAUUACAUAUACUAUUUACACAAAAAUAUUACUAUACAUAUAACCAUGAAGAACAUACUACAGGUUAGAAAACUCUGUCUUUGCGAUUGUAACGCUUAAGAACAGA